Molecule: messenger RNA, 2600 nt
Organism: Dromiciops gliroides (monito del monte)
Lineage: Eukaryota; Metazoa; Chordata; Mammalia; Microbiotheria; Microbiotheriidae
Gene: NGLY1
Product: N-glycanase 1
Exons: 12
Coding region: 33-2000 (655 amino acids)
Biological process (GO): protein deglycosylation; protein quality control for misfolded or incompletely synthesized proteins; glycoprotein catabolic process
Cellular component (GO): cytoplasm; cytosol; nucleus
Molecular function (GO): peptide-N4-(N-acetyl-beta-glucosaminyl)asparagine amidase activity
Source: RefSeq, a predicted model, not a curated record
UCCGAGCCGGAGCUGAGCCGGAGCCGAGCAGGAUGGCUGCUGCGGCCGCCGCCGCGCUCGGCCCCUCGGCGGCCGCCCUGUCCAGGGCCGUCUCGGAGCUCUGCCAGAACCCCCGUGAAACGUUCCUGGAGGCCUCCCGACUGCUGCUCACCUACGCCGACAACAUCCUGCGAAACCCUAACGAUGAGAAAUACAGAUCUAUCCGGAUUGGAAAUGCAGCCUUUUCUACCAGACUCUUGCCUGUCAGAGGAGCAGUUGAAUGCUUGUUUGAAAUGGGGUUUGAAGAAGGAGAGACACAUCUUGUGUUUCCUAAGAAAGCAUCAGUUGAGCAGCUCCAGAAAAUCCGUGACCUUAUUGCCAUAGAGAGAAGUAACAGAUUGAAUGACUCAAAUAAGACCCACAAAGUAGAUUCAUCUCAAAGACCCAGGACUGAUGCUCAGCCCAUGACAGCUCAGCUUUCCAAUCCUGCCGAAUUAACACCCAGCCCAGUGAACAGUCAGCUACAGCCAACACCUACACACUCUGCUCCAACGGGUUCUGAUUCAACCAUCCUAAAAAUGCUUCGGGACAGAUUUGAGGAUGUGCUUAUCUAUGAAAACCUUUCUCUUCAGAAGAAAGCUUUAACUUGUAUUCCAGUCCAAGAAUUGCAAAGCAGAGCCCAAGAAAAGUUUGAAAGAGCUAAAAAAUUGGAUCAAGGUGCUAAUAUAAAAGAAGAGGAUUUUCUUCUGCUGGAACUCCUGCAGUGGUUUAAAGGGGAGUUUUUUCAGUGGGUGAAUCACCUUCCAUGCGCUAAAUGUAGCGGUGAGACAGUACCUAGAGGCGACUUGCCUCCCGACGAUGAUGAGCGGAGGUGGGGAGCGAAUAGAGUUGAAGAGCAUUUCUGUAGCUCGUGCCACGUUAGCAAUCGAUUCCCAAGGUAUAAUGAUCCUGAGAAACUCUUGGAAACCAGACGCGGGCGAUGUGGUGAAUGGGCAAACUGCUUCACACUGUGCUGCAGAGCCAUGGGGUUCGAGGCGCGCUAUGUCUGGGAUGCCACUGACCAUGUUUGGACAGAAGUAUAUUCUCCGUCUCAGCAGCGAUGGUUACACUGUGAUGCUUGUGAAAAUGUUUGUGAUAAACCCCUCCUUUAUGAAGUAGGAUGGGGGAAGAAGGUCUCCUAUAUCAUUGCAUUCUCCAAGGAUGAGAUUGUUGAUGUCACUUGGAGAUAUUCCUGUAAACAUGAAGAAGUGGUCUCUAGGAGAACUCAAAUUAAAGAAGAAUUACUUAGAGAAACAAUUAAUGGCCUUAAUAAGCAGAGGCAACUGUCCUUACCAGAGAACCGAAGAAGGGAACUCCUGCACAGGAUAAUCGUGGAGCUUGUGGAAUUCAUCUCUCCUAAAACUCCUAAGCCUGGAGAGCUUGGCGGCCGCAUCUCGGGUUCAGUGGCUUGGAGAGUAGAAAGAGGAGAAAUGGGUUCUGAGAGAAAAGAAACUGUGUUCAUACCAUCUGGAGAGGAGAAAACGGCUAAGCUUUUCCACCUCACUUAUGAUCCAGUGAAUGAUUGUUAUGUCCGAGUUUCAAGUAGUAAUGAAAAAAUUUCUGGAUGGGAAAAUGGUGUUUGGAAAAUGGAAUCUAUGUUCAGAAAAGUCGAGACGGACUGGAAAAUGGUUUACUUAGCUCGAAAAGAAGGAUCAUCAUCUGCCUACAUUUCUUGGAAGUUUGAGUGUGGGUCAGUUGGGCUUAAAGUUGAUACCAUUUCCAUUAGAACCAGCAGUCAGACCUUUACGAAUGGAAAGAUACAAUGGAAACUACGUUCUGAUUCAACACAAGUAGAACUGGCAGGAGAUAAAAGCCUUCAUUCCUACCGUGAUUUUUCUGAUGCCACAGAAGUUAUUUUGGAAGCAAAACUAAGUGGCGGGGAUGGUGAUGUUGCCUGGCAACAUACCCAGCUGUUUAGACAAAGCUUAAAUGACCGUGGAGAAAAUUGUUUGGAGAUAAUUAUAAAAUUCAGUGACCUUUAAGAACUUGAACAUUACAGAAAUGCAGGCAAUCAUCAAGGACUUAUCCUGGUCUAAAGUCUUCUGUUGAUUCACUGAAUGUUGGCAGUUUACCACUGUUCUCCCUGCUGACAGCAUUUUUUUUUUUUGGCUGGCCAUCAAUCAUAUCAGUUGUCAAAAUAAUAAACCUUUAUACCAUGGACCAUAGUGAAAUCCUAGAAUUUUUAAAGCUACCUCUCUUUAAAAUGCUAAUUAAUGCGUGUUAAUGGUCAGAAUAAGACUACCUGGGAAUCAGAUUUUAUGUUAAAAUUGCAUAUAUAGUGUCAAAAGCUGAGUAGGGUGCCCUCUUAAUGCCCUGUUGCUAGUCAUGGUAAAACAUGAAGUUGUUAUUCUUGGUUAUUUGGUAUUUUCCAGUCUCUAACACUGCCUUGCAUAUUUCUGGUGCUUCAUGUUUCUUGAAUUGGUUAACCUUGAGCUUCUUGGUAGGUAGGCAGUGGAAUUGAAAUUCUUUAUGAUUUUUAACUCUUUUUGAUCUUUAAAAUUAACAAUCGAGAAGUUAUGGUGCAUGAUAAAAUUUUUAUUGUAAAUAUGUAGGCAUUUUAAAAUAAAAUGAACUAUUUUGCA